GGUUGACGAGGGUAUGUCUCUGUGACGCGCUGCAAGCGUCACAGAGACAUCGACUGUUGGUCGCUGGCCCGUGCUGGAUGGGAGUGAACGGUUUAGUAUCAGUUGGUGUUUGAACACGUGCUGCGGGACCGAGUCGUCGUCAUGUCCCUCUCCUAUUUAGAGGAGCGGUUUGCCGCCUGGGUGCUCUGUUCACGACGUCGGGGAUUAACUGGGCCGCAAGCCGAGGACCAGGUUCUGGCCUGGCGCGAAUGGCCCUUUGACCUCCUGGACCAGUACCCGCGACUUAGCAAGGCACUUUCGACAUGCAGCUUUACCCUCUUUGGCCUGGCCACCAAGCUGCUCUAUCAAACACUAUGUCGAUCCGUGGCCGUCACGGGACGAGAGCACAUGACACACUUUCGUGAACGACCCCAAGGAAAAGGACUCAUCACUGUCUCCAACCAUCUCUCCAAUCUUGAUGAUCCUGGCAUGUGGGGCUUUUUGCCUAUUGGCGUGUACCAGCGCGGCGUGGACUAUGCCAUUGAGCUAGUCAAUCGAGGCCGCUGGGUGCACAUUUUCCCUGAGGGUAAAAUCUUCCAGGAUAAUCUUCCUCGUCGUAUCAAAUGGGGCGUGGGUCGUAUAUUACUCGAGGCCGAGCCUACCCCACUCCUCAUGUCCAUUCACAUUUCGGGCUUUGAGCGUCUGCGGCCGCUGCGCCAGCGCUGGCCCAGUCCUGGGCAAGAUUUAAAGAUCAACCUUGGACCGAUUCAUGAUUUGCGGGAGGAAGUCUUGCGGGCUCGCGAGCUCCCGAACCCAGAGCAAGCCCGCAAGUACUUGACCGACGUAGUACAGAAUAUUAUGCAUCAACAUCAAGCUCAGCACACAAUGCCGCCACCAACGGCGCCCUCCAUCCUGACGCCCACGGCGGCGGCCUAG
This is a messenger RNA of Monosiga brevicollis MX1, 915 nucleotides long. RefSeq lists its product as uncharacterized. The transcript is spliced from 5 exons. Gene Ontology annotation, molecular function: 1-acylglycerophosphocholine O-acyltransferase activity. Gene Ontology annotation, cellular component: mitochondrial membrane. Gene Ontology annotation, biological process: inner mitochondrial membrane organization; cardiolipin acyl-chain remodeling. The record is from RefSeq and is a predicted model, not a curated record. Lineage: Eukaryota; Choanoflagellata; Craspedida; Salpingoecidae. The coding region runs from base 142 to 915 and encodes 257 amino acids.